AUCUCGCGUGAAGAUGGUUGCCUGUUAAGGAACGAGCGAUAUCGACAGAGACUGCAAAAAGUAUGAGAGGAACUUCAAUUAUUUUUUCAACUCCGCCAAAGGAAGGGUUUCACGCUUUUGCUCCUGUUGGAGGUUGGAGGUCGUCGCGUCGGCGCGAGAUGAGUUGGUGUUAUGUGUUAGUGGUGUUUCGGCUCUCCUCGCUGACCCGCGACUCGGUCGAGACGUCUUCAACAUUUCAACGGUUCGAUCUGUUCAAGACUUCUUUUUUCCAGCUCGAUAUUCAUGAGUCGAAAGUACUGUGAGAAAGACCUCCCCGUGCUCAUAUAUUUCAUCCGUUGAGGUCUGAAUAUCUUUUGACUGGAGAUGGCUUUCGUUGUUCUCUUGUCUUCUACUCCCUCUUUUAGGUUUCCAAUUAUCCUUUCACAAAUCUACUUUCAUCACAGCAAAUCACUGCAUAAGAUUGGAUUCUGCCGUGAUCUUC
Molecule: messenger RNA, 481 nt
Organism: Periconia digitata
Lineage: Eukaryota; Fungi; Ascomycota; Dothideomycetes; Pleosporales; Periconiaceae
Source: the annotation of a GenBank genome assembly